Messenger RNA from Pararge aegeria (speckled wood butterfly), 2927 nucleotides. It is a transcript of the gene Hacl, whose product is annotated as 2-hydroxyacyl-CoA lyase 1. Gene Ontology annotation, cellular component: peroxisome. The transcript has 12 exons. Gene Ontology annotation, molecular function: catalytic activity; thiamine pyrophosphate binding; magnesium ion binding. Bases 99 to 1898 code for a protein of 599 amino acids. The record is from RefSeq and is a predicted model, not a curated record. Gene Ontology annotation, biological process: fatty acid alpha-oxidation. Lineage: Eukaryota; Metazoa; Arthropoda; Insecta; Lepidoptera; Nymphalidae.
GUACACUAGUGAACGUUGGAUAGCAAUUAUUUAUUCACUUACCUGAAAAUUUUAAUAUUAUUAAGAUAAAACGGAACAACUUUUUUGCGGCAAGUUUUAUGAGCGUUGCUAUCGCUUGCAGACGAAUUGCACGAUUGUCUCAACCUUUGUUACGAAGAAACAUACACGUAACACCGAAAUUUAACCAAGCUAUGGCCGUCGACGGUAACUAUAUACUGGCUGAAAGCUUAAAAAAACAGGGUGUUGAAUAUGUUUUUGGCAUUGUUGGUAUUCCUGUCAUUGAAACAUCACUUGCAUUGCAAGCUGCAGGACUUAAGUAUGUAGGCAUGCGCAAUGAGCAAGCCGCAUGCUAUGCAGCUCAAGCCAUUGGAUAUUUAACAGGCAAACCAGGAGUAUGUCUAGUUGUAUCAGGACCGGGGCUUCUUCAUUGUAUAGGAGGCAUGGCUAAUGCACAAGUGAAUUGCUGGCCCCUUUUAGUAAUAGCUGGUUCCUGUCCGGAAGACCAUGAGGGUAUUGGCGGUUUCCAAGAGUGGUUGCAGGUGGAGUCGAGUCGUAUGUACAGCAAGUACGCAGUCCGGCCUCCGUCGCCGCGUCUCAUACCGCUGCACGUAGAGAAGGCGGUGCGAUACGCCUGCGUUGGCCGCCCCGGAGUAUCCUACUUGGACAUGCCUGCUACUCUCCUGUCGGCCGAAGCAGAAGAAGACAAAGUACCUUUAGACUACUAUAAUGCUGAGCUUGUUAAACUUGCUCAUCCGAACCCAGAGCUUGUGGAACAAGCCGCAGACUUGCUCUCUAAAGCACAACGUCCCCUGAUCAUAGUAGGCAAGGGUGCCGCUUAUGGACGUGCCGAGGAGUCUCUGUGCAAGCUAGUGGAAACUACCAAAGUACCAUUCUUACCGACUCCUAUGGGCAAAGGCGUAGUUCCCGACGAUUCUCAGUACUGCGUGUCAACGGCACGUACCCAAGCGUUACUCAAAGCAGAUGUUAUUUUAUUACUGGGAGCGCGUCUUAACUGGAUGCUCCACUUCGGACAACCCCCACGAUACGCGCCCAACGCUAAAAUCAUACAGGUGGAUAUUUCACCCGAAGAAUUCCAUAAUAGCGUGAAAUCCGAAGUGGCAGUCCAUUCCGAUAUCAAGCCAUUCGUAGAAGCUCUCACACGCAAGUUGAGUGAGAAGAAGUACUCACUCCAACCAUCGAGUAGCUGGUGGCAGUCACUCAGUGAGAAACAGAAGAAGAACACACAGUUUGUUGAAGAACAAGCAAGCAGUAAGUCAUUGCCACUGAACUACUAUGCAGUGUUCAAAGCGGUUCAGGCAAACAUUCCAAAAGACUCCAUCAUAGUGAGUGAAGGCGCCAAUACUAUGGACAUCGGCCGCGGGAUACUUUUAAAUAACAAACCAAGACAUCGGCUCGACGCAGGCACAUUUGGAACUAUGGGUGUGGGUCCUGGUUUCGCAGUGGCCGCAGCGAUGUGGUGCCGCGACUACGCUCCAGAAAAGAAAGUUAUUUGCGUUGAAGGCGAUUCCGCUUUCGGUUUCUCGGGAAUGGAAAUCGAGACAAUGUUCCGCUACAAAUUGCCAGUGAUCAUCGUCAUUGUCAACAACAAUGGCAUCUAUGGCGGUCUCGAGAGAGAAGUUAUGCUGGACUUGCAAUCCAGCGGAGAUCUUGCACAAUGCACACCACCAACAGCACUAUCGACGGAAGUGCGGUACGAGAAAAUGAUGGAAAUGUUCGGCGCGAGCGGCCAUCUUUGCCGCACCGUUCCGGAAAUCGAGGCGGCCCUCAAAGAAGCUGUCAAAGUCACCGACCGACCUAGUAUCAUCAACAUACUAAUCGACCCUCAGGCUAGCAGAAAGCCACAAGCAUUUAACUGGCUCACAGAGUCCAAACUGUGAUAAUAAAAAUACGUACUGCUUAUUUUUGUACACAAAGUGGAUCAACUAAUACUCAUAUCACUCACAAAAACAUUCCGGUCUAUACUUGCAUAAUAUAACCGUAUUAAUAACGUUACCAUUCCAAUAAAAACAACCUCAUUGCUUAAGAGUUACGGCACAACGUUUUAAUACUAAUUCAAAACGGUCGUAUUACAAAGCAUCAAAUACUCUGUGCUAAAAUCGGACUUUGCAAAUUAAUUUUCUCUUGCAGUUUUUUAUUCGUCGAUGUGUAUAUAAGUAUUAGUUGAUGUAUCACAAACCUUUACAAGACCCAAAGAAAUUAAAGGGCCUAUGCACACGUCUUUGCUACACGCAACAUUACCGCAGUUCCAAGAAUCUGCAUUGCAUGCGUAUUCUAACACGACGCACUUCGAUUAAACUAAAGUUCUAUAGUAUUCAUGAAACAGUUUCGCGUUUGUACUGGGAAAAAGGAAGUCCGCUUCAUGCCGCGCGGUAUAUGUAUUUAUUAAAAUUGAAGAAUUCUUUAAUGAUUUACAAGGCGUGUGAAGAGGCCUUUAGGAUUAAAAUUUAACUCUUUUUGAUUCAUAUUCAUUUUCGUUAUUAAAUUUUGGGUAAAUUUGGGCCAGCGGGGAUCAAAAUAAAACCUGCUUGCAAAAUUUUCUAAGAAUUUUAAAUAUAUUUUUAUUUGCUACUAUCUUUCAUACAAUAUAUAUUACUAUAUUAUACAUACUUGUAUAUUUUUAGUAGUAGAGCUUUUUGUUCAAGAGCUCUUUCGAAGACGUACUACUACGAAGCAGCAUUGCUGUUACGGUUGAGAAGUGCUUGAAAAUGUCACACAUUUAGUUUCUUUCUUUCUUUGCUAAGAUUGUAUGUAGAAUAUCCUUACAAAAUAUCUCCCACAGAUUGAAUUAUUAUUAUAUCUUCAAAUGAAACCACUCAUAUUAUUUGGCGGCCGAUUGGCGCAGUUUGCAGCGACCCUGCUUUCUGAGCCCACGGCCGUGGGUUCGAUUCCCACUACUGAAUAAUGUU